Molecule: messenger RNA, 1038 nt
Organism: Thermothielavioides terrestris NRRL 8126
Lineage: Eukaryota; Fungi; Ascomycota; Sordariomycetes; Sordariales; Chaetomiaceae
Exons: 1
Coding region: 354-989 (211 amino acids)
Source: RefSeq, a predicted model, not a curated record
CUUCUCUGUUUCCAAGCCCUAGCGAGAGGUCUGUACUGAAGCAUGUAGAACCACCGUCCUACUACCUGACACUUACGCCCUGUUUGCUAGUUUGCUAUUGUUUGACGCCCCGUUGGUAACAUUCAAAGGCUCUCAAAUUCCACAACGGCAGAGGAGAAAGCGAUGUUUGCGGUUUCUUAAGCCGGUAACCCUAGUUCCAGCCAUGCCCCCUUCCUCGUCGCCCCAUGCUGUCGAGUUCUUAAAGACUUAGGCACACCCAGAUCAACCGACAAUGAGACUUGCUCAGCGGACUCCUGCACUUGUCGUUCGCGAGUAGAGGGCCCCCCCAGCUCAAGUUUCUCCCCGGCUUCACAAUGACCAGAUUUCUCCUCGCGCUUCUCUUCCUCGGGCUCGGGCUUUUCCAUGCGGCCCUUGCUGCUCCGGAACAGUAUCCAGAAGUGAUUCCCGGUCCCGGGUUACCGUCACUCGCCGAGCUCAACCUGACCUCCGCCGACCUCUAUACGCGACCAAUGCCCGACGUCAAAGGUGAGGUUGUUAACCUAGCUGAACCUUUUGCGCCCCUCCUUCCCUUUUGUUCACUUUUCUCGAUAACCGAGCCCAAAGCUUUCCGACUGACCUGGCCUUUGCUUACACAACACGCAGCGCUACUUGCCCGCAACCCGACUCUGAACCGGCGGUAUGAGCCCCGCUGCGGGCCGAGCGAAGACGCAUAUGCCAACGCUACCGAAAUAAUCGCGUGCUUCCACCUCCUGCUCAACCUUCCCAGAAGCACCAAGUGCGGGGCGUCGCGCGUUCUCGACGGCAAUAGCUAUUGCAAGAGUGGGAGCUCCGAGAUUGCUGUCUUCAGUCAGUCCGGCAAUUGGACGGUAUCCACCUGGCAAGUCUUUUCAUACCUUUGGCUGAACAUACCGAGACAUGGCCGAGGACAGAUGGUUGCUGACUUGAUUGUCGACUCAGCUACGACGUGGCGUAUGGGGCGCUCUGGGUGAUCGAUCACUGCACCCGGCCGGAUAAUACCUGCGCUGGUAUGUAUCUCUG